Messenger RNA from Diaporthe amygdali, 1815 nucleotides. Its product is annotated as heterokaryon incompatibility protein. The coding region runs from base 1 to 1815 and encodes 604 amino acids. The transcript has a single exon. NCBI's taxonomy places the organism in Eukaryota, Fungi, Ascomycota, Sordariomycetes, Diaporthales, Diaporthaceae. The record is from RefSeq and is a predicted model, not a curated record.
AUGGAUAAAUCGAGUGAUGCGGGGUCAGGGAAGCCAUUCGAUCAAACCAAAGCAAUCGAACUGAUUCGAAUCCUGUCUCUACGCGGCCGAAGACUCUCGCUCCAUGGCUUGGCCAAGCAGCUUGGUCAGCUCAGCCGCAGCCCUCCGCAUCACCCGACAUACGAUCCCAUCAGUCCAAAAGGGCACAUUCGAAUUCUUUUGCUCCACCAAGGAAAAUUCCAUGAUCCAAUCCGUGCCGACCUCACGGUCGUCAACCUCUCUGACAACCCAUCAUUCGACGCAGUAUCAUAUUGCUGGGCUGAUGAGUUUCGCAACGCUACAAAACGCUGCGAGGCUUUCAUUAAUGGAAGUAUUAUUCCGUUUCCUAUCACACGCAAUUGCCAGGCGGCCUUACGUCGGAUUCGCAAAACGGACCAAGUAACAAGAUUAUGGAUUGAUGCUAUUUGUAUCAACCAAGACAAUAGCAAAGAGAAGGGCCAUCAAGUGGAUCUCAUGCCUCAGAUCUACAGCAGCGCCAGAAGGACCUACGUGUUUCUCGGUGAGGGCGAAGCAGGGGCAGAGGGACUUGAUAAGCUAUCAAAGGGCAGAGAUCGAAGAGAAUGGGAUUUCUACGAAUUGCCCUACUUCUCGAGAAUUUGGAUUUUGCAAGAAAUCGCGUUAUCUAAAGAUCUCCGAGCUAUCUUUGGGGCAACAGAAGUACCUUAUUCGUCAACCUUCACCCGAGAUCGUAUGUUGACGAUGUUCGGAUCCCCGAUUACCGUCGCACUUCUUCCUUCAGCUAUCUUGCUCCACGAAGACGAUCGAUUUCGUGGGUCGGCGAGCUUGCUACAGGGGCUCCAACUUGGCCGUCCAUGCAAAGCCACCAAAGCCGAGGAUAAAGUUUUCGGGGUCCUGGGGAUGGUGCAUCCACAGCAGAGACAUGGCUUGUAUGCCGAUUACGAAUCUGGGGUUACUGAUGUAUACGUUCGAGCUGCUAAACAGCUUAUCGAAAACGACGGGGGCUCUCUGCGAUCGGUGCUUGGCUCCAUUAUUUGCAACAUGACCAUCGCGGGCACGUUUGGCAAAGAGACCCCCGGGCCAUACGACCUGCCCUCAUGGGUUCCAGACUGGCGACAGCAACGGGAACUUACCAGAAUGUGUGGGUGGACUUUCGAAGAGAGACUCAUUAACUGGUACCCUGGAAGCAAGAAGGAGCCCAACAGGACUUACGAGCCAAUGUUGGACAUCCCUGCGAGAUUCUCAAUUCACCCUUAUUUCUUGCAGUUAGACGGGCAGUUUCUGGGAGCGCUCACUGAGCUCCGCCGCUGGUUUGAAUACCGAGUAUGGUUCUUUGACGAGAGACAUUUCAAGCCAUUUGACACCUCGCCUCCACACAACUCUGAAAUCAUAGGAGAGCCGAAUGGGAGCAUCGUAGCAUUCAAAGUACAAAAUCAUCAGAAACCUAUCGAGGACAGGGUGAUGAUUGAAAAUAAACACUCGUUGUCUGUCGUCGACACUUAUGCUCUUCUUCUUUAUGGCAACUUUGAAGACUUUUGGCUCAAGACACAACUAUUAGGAAAUACGGGAAAGGAGUCCGACGGUUGUUCAAGGGAAGCUAUGAUUUCAGUCGAAUGGAUUCGAGGUAGGCCCCCGGCUGCUACAGACUCCUCUGGAUCACAGCCAAUCGACAGGCAGGAUCAAAGUUCCGGAGUUGACACGACGGAUGAGAGAAACUCGAUUAGAUGGUUCAAGUUACUCGGGUUGAUGUGCCUCAGUGGUCCUGCCAUCAAUAUCACAGGGAAAGGAGGAGAUUUACAAGAGAUUUCAAUUUCGUAG